This is a messenger RNA of Aspergillus glaucus CBS 516.65, 2774 nucleotides long. It is a transcript of the gene slx4, whose product is annotated as protein slx4. NCBI's taxonomy places the organism in Eukaryota, Fungi, Ascomycota, Eurotiomycetes, Eurotiales, Aspergillaceae. Gene Ontology annotation, biological process: DNA repair; DNA replication. Gene Ontology annotation, cellular component: nucleus; Slx1-Slx4 complex. Bases 131 to 2620 code for a protein of 829 amino acids. Gene Ontology annotation, molecular function: 5'-flap endonuclease activity. The record is from RefSeq and is a predicted model, not a curated record. The transcript is spliced from 2 exons.
AAGCACCACACGACAUGAAUUAAUAUCAUUGAGACAGCAGAAGAAUGGUAUGAAGACUUUGCGACCGUAUAUAUGACCAUUUUAUUCUUGAAAUGCCUUGACUGCAUCGACACCCCCAAGCCUUCCCACCAUGCCUUCCGCAGCGGACGUCGUCCUCCUUUCGUCUACUCCGGAUCAUAAGCCUACUCGCACGCCGCAGCGGGUUUCGCAUCAUUCCGAGACCCAAACUGGACUAUCACUGCAAUUUGAUUCUCCCGCUUCGCUCCCGUCGCCGUCAGAGUUAUUCCGGCAAUUACAUCGUCCCGCGGACGUAACGCCACAAGACACCGAGAAGGAUGCAGCGAGAAAGACGACAGGGAAACGCGCAGCAGAUAAAUCAACAUCAGAUGCGAAAGCAACAGAGAACAAACCAAAGCGGGGGGGAAGGAAGAUAACGGACGAGUUGCAGACGGUUCUCACGCAUGCAGAGCCCGCCGCUCCCAGAUUCAAAGACAAUGCCCCGAAGAAAGCACCGAAGACGAGAACGAAACGGACGAACACCAACACCGAAAAGAAGCGUGAAGGGCCUAAGAACAAGACGUUGACAGGGAGGGUUUCGAAAGCGAGUAGUGCAGAUUCACAGCAGUCUGACACGAAGAAGCCGUCGUCUUCGAAGUCUUCGUCGCAAGGAGGAGCUACAAAGGAUUUGGAUGGUUGGGAGGCUAGUGGGCUACAGUUGGAAGAAGCCACCAUACGGAGACUGGAUUGGACGCCUACCAAAGAUACCGGGAAACAGGUGUUUGAUCUGGAAGGUGAUGGAGACGCAGGAGACAGUCAAGCGUCGGGGGCGGCACAGAACUUCAGCAACCUUUUGGCUGGGUACGGUUUCACUGGGACUGCGUCCUCUCAGCCUAGCAUUCAGGGGAAUGAGGAUGGUGGUGGCCCGACGAAGCGAAGACGAAUAGAUCUAAUGGACUCUCGGAUUCAAGCGGGCCCCAAAUCUAAUACCAAGGACAAAAUCCCCGUCGACAAGGAAAGCCAACAGAAACCCAAGAAGCAAAACAAGAAAUUUACAACACUUACAGCGCGUGUGACAGCACGCUACGCUCCUGGCUAUACAGAAGAUUCGGGAAAUGGAAGCCUAUAUACUGCAGAUGUUCAAGAACACGAAGCUGCCGGCCGCAAGCGAAAGUCCAAGACAAAGACGAAACCGCGAGAGCCAGAGUUCAUCGUCUUGUCGCCGGAAGCUGCCGUCAAGUCCCUAGACAACCAGGAUCUCAUGUUUGGCACCUGCAGUCAGCUGGAGCGGGAAGAUUCACCUACAACAUUGAGAGAUAUGCAAACGGCGAUCAAUGAGUCGGAGAGCUGUAUAGAGCCGAUGCCAAAAUUUGGUACUAGCAGGACUUCGUCUGCAUCUACGGUAUCACGCUUCACAGGCCCGAGGAGUUUAUGGUCUGAAGCCUUUAGAGAUCUGGAUGGUGCUCUGGCUCAAGCAGAAGUCUUGGAUUUGGUUGACGACUGUGAUCUAUCUAAAAUCUCCCCUAGGGUUGAUCGCGAAAGACAUGAUGCUCAACAGCAGGAAACGCCAAAGGUGGUCGAUCAACCAGUUAACACUACGCAUGAAAAAGAAGCCUCUAUACCGGAAGGAAACUCUGACGCGCUCGAGAAUUCGUCACAAUUUGCAGACGCCAAUGCAAGUCAACAAAGUGAAGCUGCUUCCGUGGCAGUAGAGUCGCGUCCCCAAAUGCCGCGGUAUAAUGCGUUCACUGAGGCCGAAUUAUCCAAACAAGUCGCUUCAUAUGGCUUCAAGGCUGUACGGGGUCGUCAGAAGAUGAUCGAUCUGCUGCAGAAAUGCUGGGAGUCGAAGCAUGGCACAAGUGCAACUUCCAAUGGCGAUAAACAGGGCUCCCUUGAUGGUUCUGCUUUGACCAAGCCACCGGAGACCAGCAAGGAUGGGAAAACUACCAAUACCUCUAAUAAGACUUCUGGCUCGAGGCCUAGGUCGAAAGCCAAAUCUACUGCGAAUCCACUGAUAGCGGACGACACAUCAGCUAAACCUCCCGCUAGACGACGCCAAGGCUCUUCUCGUCCAGCAUCGAGGUCAUCGCAGAAAGCAACAGAAAGCCUUCCUUCGCAGCAACAACGAAAUCCGCCUACCCAGCAAAAGCCAUCCUACGCAAACGUGGAAGAAAUCCAAGAUUCCGAGGAUGAAGCAAUCCCUUCACCAAACCAGCUCCUAAGCCGGUACUUCACCCACCCCAAACCAAGCAAUCAACCACUAGCAGUCUCACCAACCCCUUCGCCAACACGCCACGCACCUUCUAAACCUAAAACACUACCCAAAGCGACAACAACGAUAUCUAGAACCCCCGAAGAUGACGAACCUGACCUAGCUAUCCAAAUCACCAAAGCUGUGCGUGCGCAGCCUAAUAUGUACUCGUCCGCUGGCGGCCGCAGAUCUCCUAGUUGGCAUGAGAAGAUCCUUAUGUACGAUCCCAUUGUCCUUGAAGACUUCACGACGUGGUUGAAUAUAGAAGGGCUGGGGCUCGUUUCUGAGGAUCGGGAGGUUGACGCUGUGCUUGUUAGGGAGUGGUGCGAAAGUAAAGGCAUCUGCUGCUGUUAUAGGAACAAGUCUUGGUAGGGUUGUUUUGGGGGGUUGGUCUAUGUAUUGAUUAUUAUUUUUGGCGUUGGAGGGUGGGUUAUGGUUAGGUCCUGAUGGGCCUCCCUUCUUGGUAUAUAUUCGUUUUGUAUAGAUACCCUUUCGUUAUGAACAAUAAGGUUCAAUAAUUACUGUC